Acomys russatus (golden spiny mouse) is the source of this 1215-nucleotide messenger RNA. RefSeq names its product motor neuron and pancreas homeobox 1 (gene Mnx1). The transcript has 3 exons. Gene Ontology annotation, cellular component: nucleus. The record is from RefSeq and is a predicted model, not a curated record. Gene Ontology annotation, molecular function: DNA-binding transcription factor activity, RNA polymerase II-specific; sequence-specific double-stranded DNA binding. NCBI's taxonomy places the organism in Eukaryota, Metazoa, Chordata, Mammalia, Rodentia, Muridae. The coding region runs from base 1 to 1215 and encodes 404 amino acids. Gene Ontology annotation, biological process: spinal cord motor neuron cell fate specification; endocrine pancreas development; regulation of DNA-templated transcription.
AUGGAAAAAUCCAAAAAUUUCCGCAUCGACGCCUUGCUGGCGGUGGAUCCCCCGCGAGCCGCCUCCACGCAGAGCGCGCCUCUGGCCUUGGUCACUUCAUUGGCGGCCACAGCAUCUGGCCCCGGCCGCGGCGGCAGCGGUGGCGGGGGCACUAGUAGCGGGGCAAGCCGCAGCUGCAGCCCCGCGUCUUCGGAGGCUCCCACGGCUACUGGCGAUCGGCUACGGGCUGAGAGCCCGUCGCCCCCGCGCUUGUUGGCUGCACACUGCGCGCUGCUACCCAAGCCGGGAUUCCUAGGCGCCGGAGGAGGCGGCGGCGCGGCAGGUGGGCCGGGCACUCCCCACCACCACGCGCACCCUGGAGCGGCCGCAGCCGCGGCUGCCGCUGCGGCCGCCGCCGCUGCUGGCGGCCUGGCACUAGGGCUGCACCCAGGGGGCGCGCAGGGAGGCACGGGCCUCCCAGCACAAGCGGCUCUCUACGGACACCCGGUCUACAGUUACUCCGCCGCGGCUGCAGCGGCCGCCCUAGCGGGCCAGCACCCGGCGCUUUCGUACUCGUACCCUCAGGUGCAGGGCGCGCACCCUGCGCACCCUGCGGACCCCAUCAAACUGGGUGCGGGAACCUUCCAACUGGAUCAGUGGCUACGCGCGUCUACUGCGGGCAUGAUCUUGCCCAAGAUGCCGGACUUCAGCUCCCAGGCGCAGUCGAACCUCUUGGGGAAGUGCCGAAGGCCUCGCACUGCCUUCACCAGCCAGCAGCUGUUGGAGCUGGAACAUCAGUUCAAGCUCAACAAGUACCUGUCGCGGCCCAAGCGGUUUGAGGUGGCCACCUCGCUCAUGCUCACUGAGACUCAGGUGAAGAUUUGGUUCCAGAACCGCCGAAUGAAAUGGAAACGCAGCAAAAAAGCAAAAGAGCAGGCUGCGCAGGAGGCGGAGAAGCAGAAGGGCGGCGGGGGCGCGGGCAAAGGCGGCACAGAGGAGAAGGCGGAGGAGGAGCUGCUGGGGCCGCCGGUUUCGGUGGACAAGUCUAGCGGCCGUCGCCUGCGGGACUUGCGGGACAGUGACCCGGAUGAGGACGAAGAUGAUGAUGAGGACGACAACUUCCCCUACAGCAAUGGCGUCGCCAGUGCCCAUGCCGCCUCUUCCGACUGCUCAUCCGAGGACGACUCGCCUCCCCCAAGGCCAAGCGGGCCAGGGCACCAACCUCUGCCCCAGUAG